AUGAGAAUGACACUGGCAGCAAUGAAAGCAACAAUGCUAGUGAUGAAAAUAAUACAUCUGAUGGGGGAAAAGCAUAACAGUUUGAGGAUACUCCUGGGGAUAUACCUGAUGAUGCAACUAAAAGUGAUAUUCCAACUCCAGAGGAAAAGAAUAAAGAGACAGGAAACUGCAGAAGAAAACAAAAAAGAAAAUACAGAAGAGAAAUCUGAAGAAGAAAACAAAGAUGAGCCUAAGUCUGAAGAUGAAUCCAAGGGUGAGAAGGACAAUAAAGAAGAUAAGAAAGAAAAUGGCGAGUUGAAGGCUGAUGAUAACAAUUCUGAAGAGGAGGAAAAAACUGAAAGCAAGUCUGGUGGAAAUUUGUAUGGUACUGUUGGUGAAAUCUUAGAUGAGAAGACAGAUGUGUUAGACGUGGCGCUGGAUGAUAUCACGCGCUUUAUUUAG
Messenger RNA from Ipomoea nil (Japanese morning glory), 441 nucleotides. RefSeq lists its product as uncharacterized. The transcript has 2 exons. The coding region runs from base 1 to 441 and encodes 146 amino acids. Lineage: Eukaryota; Viridiplantae; Streptophyta; Magnoliopsida; Solanales; Convolvulaceae. The record is from RefSeq and is a predicted model, not a curated record.